UUUUCUGGAGGCCAUUUGAAUUCUCACGAAGACUUCUGACAGUGGAAAGCUGUAAGAGCAGAGCUGAAUCCACAUCACUGAUUCCACUAGUUUGGAUACCACUGAUACAAAAGCUCAAAACACAUAGUAUUUUCUUGUUGGAUCAGAGAAAAAGAUUCUCAACUAUGCCAGAAUUAGAAACAAAUCAGAGACACUCUGAAUUGUUUUCACCGCCUUCUGAUGUUCGAGGAAUGACAGAACUUGAUAGAACAGCUUUUUCAAAGACAGUCACUGUUCCAGCGCUUAAAGUGAAAAAAGAAAUAGUCAAUAAAUUGAUGCGAUCUCUUAAAAGGGUAGCACUGCAGCGCCCGGGCAUAAAGCGUGUGAUCGAAGAUCCAGAAGAUGAAGAGAGUAGACUAAUUAUGCUGGAUCCCUUUAAAAUGUUUUCUCAGGAUUCCUUUGAGAAAGCAGAACUCAGUAUUUUAAGUCAGCUUCAUGUCAGUCCACAGAUAUCUAAAUACAAUUUGAAACUAACUUACGAGAACUUUAAGUCAGAAGAAAUCUUGAGAGCUGUGCUUCCUGAAGGUCAAGAUGUGACUUCAGGGUUUAGCAGAGUUGGACAUAUUGCUCAUUUAAACCUUCGAGAUCAUCAACUACCUUUCAAGCAUUUAAUUGGCCAAGUCAUGAUAGACAAAAAUCCAGGGAUCACCUCGGCAGUAAAUAAAAUCAAUAAUAUUGACAAUACUUACCGAAAUUUCCAAAUGGAAGUGCUGUCUGGAGAGGAAAACAUGCUGACCAAGGUUCGAGAGAACAACUACAACUAUGAAUUUGAUUUUUCUAAAGUCUAUUGGAAUCCACGUCUCUCUACAGAACACAGCCGUAUCAUAGAACUUCUCAAACCUGGGGAUGUCCUAUUUGAUGUUUUUGCUGGGGUUGGGCCAUUUGUCAUUCCAGUAGCAAAGAAAAAUUGCACUGUGUUUGCCAACGAUCUCAACCCUGAAUCCCAUAAAUGGCUGUUGCACAAUUGUAAAUUAAAUAAAGUGGACCAAAAGGUAAAAGUCUUUAACUUGGAUGGGAAAGACUUCCUCCAAGGACCAGUCAGAGAAGAGUUGACGCAGCAGUUGGGGCCACCAUCAAAAGAAAGAAGAUGCUCUGUGCACAUUGUUAUGAACUUGCCAGCAAAGGCUAUAGAGUUUCUCAGUGCCUUCAAAUCACUCUUGGAUGGGCCACCUUGUCCCAGUGAGCACCUUCCCAUAGUGCACUGCUACAGUUUUUCCAAAGAUGCUGAUCCUGCUGAGGAUGUUCGGCAGCAGGCUGGAGCUGUGCUAGGGGUUUCUCUGGAGGCAUGCAGUUCAGUUCACCUAGUAAGAAAUGUGGCCCCUAAUAAGGAAAUGCUGUGUAUCACUUUUCAGAUUCCUGCUUCCAUACUCUAUAAGGAUCAGACCAUGAAUCUAGAGAAUCACGAAGAUCCACCUCUUAAACGCCAGAGGACAGAUAAAGCCUUUUCAGAAGAAAAAAUACUAAUUGCUUCAAACAUUUAAUUGGAAAUCUUUUCUUCAUCUCCUGCUAGACUUUUAUAUAGU
Molecule: messenger RNA, 1562 nt
Organism: Chrysochloris asiatica (Cape golden mole)
Lineage: Eukaryota; Metazoa; Chordata; Mammalia; Afrosoricida; Chrysochloridae
Gene: TRMT5
Product: tRNA methyltransferase 5
Exons: 4
Coding region: 165-1520 (451 amino acids)
Biological process (GO): mitochondrial tRNA methylation; tRNA N1-guanine methylation
Cellular component (GO): cytoplasm; mitochondrial matrix
Source: RefSeq, a predicted model, not a curated record